GUUUUGCUUGGUGACGGUUUUUACUCGAGAAAACCGAGAAUUUGGGAAGUCUAGAUUAUGGAAAUCAGUGAGAGGAUAGUUUAAUAAGGAAUCUUUGUGGUGAGUUUGUUCAGACCUGCAUCCAUGGAGGAAGUUAUAUUUGACUCGAAACCUAACCAGAAUGCUGGAGGCAGCUUUUCUGUGUCAGGUGUGGAAGAUGAGCACAUGGCCACAGAUCUCUUCAAAGGCCGAGGUCUCCGUAGAUCAGAUACUCCUGAGACCCUUCUAACAGAUUUCUCAAACCGGCCUGACAUCACAAUCUUGUGCGACAAGUGCAGCGUCUACCAGGAUGUUCGGAGUUUACCAUACCAUCGCUCCUACCACGAUGCAUUGGAACUUCUGGGAUACAUGUCACCAACAAAGCCUGCAGAUGUAGAUGACUUGCUGCAGCGUCGAAAUGGUGUAUUGCGAAGGUUGAAAUUAGAAUCUUCUUCUGAAAAUCCUUUAAGAAUCCAAGAUAUUACAAAAAUUGAUGACGCUUAUGAGCUGUUGAAGAGUGACAUGGAAGACACAUAUGAUGAAAUGAAACGUAUCGUGGAAAAGACAGAUGUUAAUGUACGAGGCGCAGCCCUUAGUUGCAGUCCGUCUUGUGCGUAUGCUGUUGGAAUGUGCAGCAGUGAGAACAGACGCUGGAAAAGUUAUAUGGAGGAUGUGAAAGUGUACCAAGAUUAUUUUGGGGAGGAUAGGAACAAAUGCUAUUUGGCUGUAUUUGAUGGAUACCAUGGCACAUCUGCAGCUGAGAGAUCUGGAAAUGAGCUUCAUCAUCUCUUGCUUCACGAGAUGGCAAAAUUUGAUUCUAAAACUAAAUCAACAGCAGCCAGGAAUUUUGCUGAAUCAGCAGCAGCUCGCACCGAUUACGAGCUUCUUCGUCCAGAGACCAGGGACAGCUUUCGUGUAAACUUGCAUCAAGACAGCACCGAGCUAGUACAGAACAUCAUGGAUCUGUGCUAUGAAAAAUACAAUGAAGUCAUGAAAGACAAGUUGACUGAAAAUGAAGCUGAAAAGAAAACCAGCAAGAAGAAAAAACACCCCAUGACAGAUAAGAUGCACCAGGCUUUGAAAAAAACAUAUUUAUUAAUGGACAUUCUACUGUCGUAUGGGAAAGAUGAAAGAUCGAAAGUUCGCUGGAGUGGAACCUCUGCCCUUACAGCUGUUGUCCAGAAUAUCAAAAAGCCCUCCAAUGGUGAAGGAGAAAAGGACAAUAAGUUGGCGUCCUUGGAAGAAGAAGUUUCUGGUUCAGAAGGUCAGAAACAUUCGGCAAGAGGAGGACAGCCUAAUUCUCCGGAGGAACUUGGACUUAUUCAUGUUGCCAACGCAGGCAACUCACAUGCUCUUCUUGUGCGAGACAACAAGCCGUAUCAUCUGACCAAAGAUCACACGCCUAACAACCCAAAAGAGAGAAAACGAGUUUUGAACGCAGGAGGAAAUCUGAGCAACAGUGAGAGAGACACUCGCUUGAAUGGAGUCUUGUCUGUAACGAGAGGCCUUGGUAACCAUGGAGACAAGAAGCUGAAGGACUGUGUUCUGGUGGAUCCUCACGUGACCACCAUCCCCAUCGACCAGUACGCCCAGUUCCUUGUGUUGGCCUCGCACGGCGUCUGGGAGGUCUUCUCCCCUGAGGAGGUCGCAUCUCUGCUUUCUAAGAUGCUUCCCAGCCAGUUUAUUCCAGCCCCGAGCCGGGUCAACGAGACUCUGUUGCCGUUACUUCAGUCUUGCCAAGAUAAAGAGAACAGCAAUAAGCGAGAGAAGGAGCGCACACAGUCUGUGAAGAGUUUCGCUUCUUGCGACAAAAGUUCAAGCAAACAAGAAAAAGGAACAAAUUUUUCUUCUCGUGUAAUGUUCUCCACUGGGCCGGAGGCUGCCGGUUCUGAGUCUGGCUCAAAGAAAAAUGAACAACAGGACAAAGAGCGUACAGAUGUCUCAAAUGUCUCCGGACCAAAUGAAAAGCAGACAAACACUCUGAAUCUUGAGACUUCGGGCUAUGGGACUACAAAUGUUCUGGCUGACCUUCACACAGAGAUAGGGAGCCACCUGAGCGAGACGACAGAUGACAUAAGCCUUCACCGUGACCUGGGUGAGGACUACCUCUCCGUGCCGAUUCACUCCCAGGUUGAAGAAGGCGAGCCACAGACACCUGAGGGUUUCCGGCGAGAGCUGGCCAAGAAUAUGGCGGAGCACCUGACUCAGGCCGCUCUACUGGCUGGUUCUCGGGACAACAUCACCGUUAUGGUGCUGCUGCUCCCCGGCUGUGGGGUGUAGGAACGUUCAGCAACAUUCAGCUCCUGAAAACAGCUGGUGAAUCAGGCUUGGAAAUGUUAAUUAAUCCCUCAUUUUUAAGGGGUAACGCGUUAGAGGUUUGACCGAUUGUUAUGAUCAUAAUAAUGGUGGGAAUUCCCAAUGUUUGGACAGCAUCUGUAAUGAUUUUAUUUUGAGAGGACUUGUAUUGUUAGUAGACAUUAUGAAAUUCGCACAGAGUCUGAAAAGAAUUAACUCUUAAACCCCAUCAGGCACUGGGAGCGUCGGGCGAUAAUAACCCUGUUCCCCAUCGUAUGCUGUGAAUGUGCGAUACUAGUGACAACUUUCGUUUGAUUAAAUGCUAGUUUUUGCUUGUUUUUCGGAACUAUUCUCGAACCAAAUUUUUUAGUAAUGACUAAGCCUUUGUCUCCUCCAUUUAGAAGUUGGAGGCUAGCUUUUGAGACAUAGUGCACCAUGUUUAAGUGACUGUAAAAAAUACACUGUGAAAUGGUGGAAAAAUUUCAGGGUUUAAAGAGUUAAAGUUUGUAACAUGUAGGACAUUAUACAAACUUAUAAGUAUUGUAUUUAGAAUUGAGAUUGCAGAGAAAAUUGAGAAUACCAUAAUCCGCAAGAAAAAUUUCCUUGUGUAAGUAAAAAUUUGAGAACUUCAAGUAUGAAAGACAAGAGAAAUAAACUGCAUAGAAAUCAAGAUGAUUUUAGUGCUUUUUUGUCUUGAAUGAAGCUAGUUUAUGAAAUAUUCCUGUUUCUGAUAUUUCUAUUCUAAAAGACAGCAUGGUGCCGUGUUGAAUUGACGUAAAUUAGGCUGUUAUUGAAAGGGAGUUUUAUGCCUUGGCUUAUUUGAACAACGCUUAUUUGAACAACAGAGGGUCUGUAGAGGAGGACACGCAAAUAAUCACCAGUCUUCUAUGGAAGAUGCAGAGAAACUUAAAAAACUCUAAAACCAAUUUAGUAUAGGGAAAAUACGAUACCUUGCUGGGAAUCAUGUGAACAAGUCCUCCCAUACUGAAGUUACAUUUUUUUUUACCAGUGAAAAUGAUAUUAUGCAAGUAUCCAGCUGCAGUGUGCUUAUCUUUUUGUGUGAAUUUAAAUAUGUACCUUGCAUGAAUGAUAAAUUUAUUGCAACUAAAAAAAAACCCCUACAAAACCCAACUCUUUGCAUCUACAUUACGAUGUCUAUCUCUUUUUUUAGUUUUUAAAAAAUUUUCUGUAAGUUUACAUGCCAUUUUCCUGAAUACAACACUGAAAAAAUAUA
This is a messenger RNA of Aplysia californica (California sea hare), 3547 nucleotides long. RefSeq names its product protein phosphatase 2C-like domain-containing protein 1. Gene Ontology annotation, molecular function: protein serine/threonine phosphatase activity. The transcript has 11 exons. Bases 124 to 2298 code for a protein of 724 amino acids. The record is from RefSeq and is a predicted model, not a curated record. Lineage: Eukaryota; Metazoa; Mollusca; Gastropoda; Aplysiida; Aplysiidae. Gene Ontology annotation, biological process: protein dephosphorylation.